AUGUUGUACAACCCCAUUACCUCUGCUGCUGCUGCCACAGCGAACCAGGCACUCAUUGUUCUUCUGGACACGUUGAAUGAGUUGGUUGAACAGGUGCUCUGCUCACAGUCAGAAGAAGAUAAAAUGAGAUUGAGCUGCACCAUUGCUUUUCAAUUGAACAAUGCAGUCCGUUCCCACCUCACACUUGCCACCUACAUCCCCCUUCGCCUGCUGUCAAUGGCAGCUGAGGUCCAUCGCGCUCAAAGGGGCACUGCACAACUGGUGCAAGUGCCGGAUUGGAGUCAGGUCGAGAUCAAUGAGGACAUUUGCCAGGGUCAUCCCUUAUACUCAAAGACACUCGGUCUGUCGCCUACUGUCACCAUUCCUGCUGGCUCAUCCUCUGCUCCUGCACUGGCAGGCUCAUCCUCUGCACCUAUACUGGCAGGCCCAUCCUCUGUACCUCAACCGGCAGGCUCAAGUGCACCAGCACCAGCACAAACCUCAGCACCUCCAAUCGCCACUUUGCCGGUUCCCAGUAUUGUCAUCAAGAUCUCUGGUGGUGCAAUUUCCGGCUCAUCAAAACAUCGCAAACGACAAUUUAGCGUCAGCCCCCCACGUCCGGUCAAGAGGGCAAGGAAAAUAGUCAAGUCCAAGCGAAUCUUGAGUGACACCGACACUGAUAGUGAUGGAGUUCACAUUGAAAAAGGACAUGAUCAGGUAAAGGGCAAAGGAAAGGCAAGAGUGAAGUUACCAUCAUCGGAUGACAAUACCCAGGAAAUAACGAUGAAAGAUGCCACUCGUGUUCCGGAAGUCAAGCCAUGGCAACUGACACAAAAUCCGCUCAAACAGAAAAUACCGGUUGUCAACAUCCGGACUCAGCCGAUGCCACCUUCCAAUACCAGAAACAAGGGUGCUGACCAUGCAGAAUACCAGCCGGAGGAAGAUGUGGAGUCUAUUGAUGACAAACGAAAGCCACAUCUUGACCGGGUCAAAGACACGAAACCAUCUAUGUCAGAUACCCGGCAUGUAGGAACAGACAAGGACAAGAAGGGGAAGCAUCCACAGCCAGUGAGACAUCCUGUCAUUACCAUCCGGACAGCUCAUACUCAUCCUUCACAGCAACCCAUCGAAUGUCACAGCUGGCUCACCAAAAAGGGCCUGGUUGCUCAUACUUGUGCGCGUUGCAACCGGUGGAGGAUGAAAUGCAUCUGGCCAACGCAACUGGACGCGCCUGCAAUCACCAUGCCCAUACCACUGGUCGCACCCAUCACCACUCACUCGAAGGCUACCAGAGUAGCAAAGCAGGCUAAGCAGUCUAGGCAACGCAAAGGCAAGUCUGUCAUGUCUGGUUGUGUCCCUACUAAGUCAUUCUUUGUCAUAGAUACUCAGCAGCCUAGUCCUAUCCCAGAGGGACCUGAUGCUGAUGUCGAGAUGCUCAAUGAUGCUCCUACCGUGCCAAGCGCCGCCCCAGUGCUAUCCAAUGACAAUUUCCCCAAGAACCAUUACAUUGAAACCAUGGAUGACAGUGUCCUACCUCCCACACCAUUUGAGGAGACACCGGAUGAGGUCCAGUACACUCCUAUCUAUCCGGCUAGCACUCAAAGGCCCCCCUCCCCUGCCACCACUUCCAUGCCCAUUCAGUCUCAUCAGCCUCCCCAUCAUCUAAGUAAUGCGGAGAUUGAGACCAUGCUGGCCCAAAUUCAGAUUGAUAUGGAGGAGCUACGCACACAUGAUGAUGCCAUUCACAAUGAUCUGUCUCGUCGCAUCGAUGAGCUGUGUGCUAACUAUAUAGAACAAUUUGGCCUCCAGAAGGGACUGGUAGAUCAGUUGACUUUCCAGGUGGGUGAAAUGGUGAGGUACUUGAGGGACAACCACAGGGCUGCUGCAUCAUUGGUCACAACUCUACCCACAUUCAAUCCACCACCCAUUGUCAUCCCCGGUACCCCCAUAUUCCCCGAGUUUGGUUCCAUCAGUGCAUUAGGUCGUGCUGUUACCAAUAAUAUCUUUACUCUGGAUGUGUUCUUGACUGGUGCCUGCCCCACUGGAGAUGGCUCGCCAGUCACAAGGCGUGAACAAGCGCCCACAUCCAGCUCUACCUCCACAAUCAAUCCGGCCCCCACCAUCAGGGCAUCCAGUUUACCCAUUCAGCUGGCUGUGGCACUGCCGGUGCCAACUCACACAGUCCCAAUGGAAUCCAUGCCUUCCACCAGCACCAUUCGCAUGUUGGUCACCAGGUCACCAAAUGUACCUGAGGAUGAUCGACCGGUGAAUGCAUUCAAGAUGCACUGGACAAUUGGCAUGUCAGAUGACCAGAUAACAUUGGAUGUACCAGAUGAUACACUUGUGAGAUCAAUCCACCCGGUGAUGGACUUAGUGGAUGAUGGCAUUGACCGGAUGUCUGGUUUCAUAGGAUUCUUCUGA
Messenger RNA from Suillus plorans, 2400 nucleotides. RefSeq lists its product as uncharacterized. The record is from RefSeq and is a predicted model, not a curated record. NCBI's taxonomy places the organism in Eukaryota, Fungi, Basidiomycota, Agaricomycetes, Boletales, Suillaceae. The coding region runs from base 1 to 2400 and encodes 799 amino acids. The transcript has 8 exons.